Molecule: messenger RNA, 2653 nt
Organism: Gavialis gangeticus (Gharial)
Lineage: Eukaryota; Metazoa; Chordata; Crocodylia; Gavialidae
Gene: ABHD16B
Product: abhydrolase domain containing 16B
Exons: 1
Coding region: 1097-2446 (449 amino acids)
Biological process (GO): phosphatidylserine catabolic process; monoacylglycerol catabolic process
Cellular component (GO): endomembrane system
Molecular function (GO): monoacylglycerol lipase activity; glycerophospholipase activity
Source: RefSeq, a predicted model, not a curated record
CAGCACAAAUCUGCGUGCCAGCCCGGGCAGGCUCUUUGCAGGAGGCCUCUGACCUUUAGGGAUCUCCUGGCAUUUGAGAGGGAGGUUUGCCUCGUGGCUGCGGCCAGAAUUUCUCCUUCCCCGCACCAACACAUGGCUGCGGCCACCUCGUCCCCAGAAGCAGAUGCACAAAUGCUGGCCACAAUCCUGUGACGCAGCAAUGACCUCUGCUCUGGCGCUGGCUUUGGCGGGGCUGGCAGGUGACCCAUGCAUCUUUUAUUUGAGCUCAGACACCAUCCCAGUGGAGACGGGGAUCCCUUUCGGAAAUGGGGCUUUGUGCCCCCUGAGCUGCUGAGCUGCCCCUUGGGAAGCCGACGGGAGCAGCCGGUGGCACCGAAGUCGACGCUGGGAGAUAAGCCAGAAAACCUUUAAAAGAAACAAUUGGGGUUUUAAUGCUGCUGGGCCUUGCAUGGGGACCAGACAGCAGCACGCAGGGCAGGAUGCAGCCCUGUGUGGCAUCGUUUAGGGAUGGCAAGGGAGGACAUGAUCCACAGCGUUGCCAGAGGUCAAAGAAAAGGGAUGUGGUGUACAAAUAGCAGGUUCUUUUUGGGCUCCGAGUGUCUCUGCUCAGCCCUGGGCAGGAGGGGAGGGCUGCGCUGGGAGACACAGGUAUCGGCUGCGAGGGGCCAUGCAUCGCUGUCCUAAUGGAGAGGCAGACAGGCGCAGGGACAGGCGAGAAGGUUACUCGAAAGCACCCCCAUGCCACGUUACUCGAAAGCAUCCCCAUGCCGCUCUGCCCUCACCGCGCCCUGGGUGCUGGCAGCUGGGGGAAGCAUGGGGGUAACCCAGGGUGUGCUCACAAUGCAGGCUGGCCCUCCUCAUUGUUACUGCCCGGUGAUGGUGGAGGGCAGGAGGCGAUGCCCUCUGCGCCGCUCAGGACAUCGCCGGGCAGAGAGGGCCAUGGCCAAAGGGCUGUGAUCCGGCUGGUCCCCAUGCCGCGUGGGGGAACGUCUCCGAUGGAGACCCUCGGCUCGGACUCGUCCCACGCUGCCUGAGGCUCUAGCGAUCCCUUUCUCUGGACUUUCCCCCUUGGGUAGACGGCGCCCUGGCUCCCCCAAUGUGUGUCAUAUGCUUUGGGAAAGCGCUCGGCCACGUGUUUACCACCUACCUGGCCGCCAGCUACAAGUCCCAGUUCCGGAGCUGGCCUGUGGACUUCCGAUGGGACGAGGCUGGCGGCCACGGCCCCCCAGCGCCACCCUGCCCGGCCACCGUGGGAGGAGAGCCGCGGGGACGCCCUGCGAGCGCGGCACGCGGGCGCACCAACGCUGCCCAACACUGCUCUCUGCUCAGGAUGAAGCAGCUGCCCGGCCAGCUGGCCAGCUACGUCCUGGCUCGCUCGGUGGGCCGGUGGCUGCUUUACCCCGGCUCCAUCUCGCUGCUGCAGAAGGCCCUGCAGCCCUUGCUGGUGGAGGGGCAGGCCCGCCUGCUAGGGCAGUUUCAUGGCAAGCGGGCCAAGCUGGUGGCUCGCGACGGCAACCAGAUAGACACCAUGUUCGUGGACCGGAGGAGGAGCACGGCGGGCGGCGAGGACCUGGCGCGAGGGAAGCAGCUGGUCAUCUGCUGCGAGGGGAACGUGGGUUUCUAUGAAGUAGGCUGCCUGGCCACGCCGCUGGAAGCCGGCUACUCCGCCCUGGGCUGGAACCACCCCGGCUAUGCCGGGAGCACGGGCCUGCCCUUCCCGCGACACGACGCCAACGCCAUGGAGGUGGUGGUGCAAUACGCCAUGAACCGCCUGGGCUUCCAGCUCCAGGACAUCCUCCUCUACGGCUGGUCCCUCGGGGGCUACACGGCCACCUGGGCCGCCAUGACCUACCCGCAGCUGGGCGCCCUGGUGCUGGACGCCACGUUCGACCACCUGCUGCCCUUGGCUUUGAAGGUCAUGCCCAAGAGCUGGAGCAAGCUGGUGGCCCGCACGGUGCAGCGGCACUUCAACCUCAAUGUGGCCGAGCAGCUCUGCGCCUACCCGGGGCCAGUGCUGCUGAUCCGCAGGACCCUGGACCAGGUCACCGCCACCCACGUCAGGACCACGGACCGGCUCGCCGACAUCCGGUCCAACCGCGGCAACAAGCUGCUGCUGCGGCUGCUGAGAUCCCGCUACCCCGAGGUCAUGGUGCGGGACGGGGAGGUGGCUGUGCACCACUGGCUGAGGGCCGCCAGCCCCGCGCAGGAAGCGGCCGUCUGCAGGUACUACCAGGUGGAGGAGGACUGGUGCAUCGCCCAGCUGCAAGCCUACAAAUCCAGCCUGGGGCCUGGAGACGGCUUCCCUUGGAGGGUCGGGAAGGACACGACCCCUGGAAGAAGGCAGCAGCUGGCCCUGUUUCUGGCUACGAAGUACAUGAAGAACGUGGAGGCCACGCACUGGACUCUCUUGCUGCCCAACGAGUUCCAGAUGCCCUGGAAGCUCUAGCGGGGGGCGGCGGGAGACGAGCCCAGGAGAGUCGGGGGCACAGGCUAGGACACAAGAAGCCGGGCUCCCCCGUUCAAUGCGCUCGUUGUGCCUGUUUGCCGGGAUUUCAGCCUGUGGAGCGAUACGCUUUGCAGGCUCUGCAGGGAUGGAUUUCACCCCGGGGGGGAGCAGACGGCUGCAAAAUAAAAUGGUUAAAAAAACCCCGAA